AUGCUGAUCCUAACGGAUGGAGAGAUCUGUGAUCUUCCCAACACGACGGAAGAGAUCAUCAAGUGCUCUUCGCUCCCCAUCUCGAUCAUCAUCGUCGGAGUCGGCAAAGGGAACUUUGGCAAGAUGGAGAAACUUGACAGCGACGAUUCGCUCCUCAAAGGCAAAGGAGGCAACAGGGCAGAAAGGGACGUCGUUCAGUUCGUCCCCUUCCGCAAAUACUCCGGCAACCGGGCUGGAGAGCAACUUUCCGAGGCCGUGCUGGCUGAGAUGCCUUAUCAGCUCCUGGCGUACAUGUGCAAGAACCGUGUCAAGCCUGCGGUCAACUGGCCCUUCGAGCUUCCGAAUGAGCCCUGGGUGCAGUGA
Molecule: messenger RNA, 363 nt
Organism: Guillardia theta CCMP2712
Lineage: Eukaryota; Cryptophyceae; Pyrenomonadales; Geminigeraceae
Exons: 8
Coding region: 1-363 (120 amino acids)
Biological process (GO): cellular response to calcium ion
Cellular component (GO): plasma membrane
Molecular function (GO): calcium-dependent phospholipid binding
Source: RefSeq, a predicted model, not a curated record